Messenger RNA from Pollicipes pollicipes, 3212 nucleotides. Its product is annotated as aconitate hydratase, mitochondrial. NCBI's taxonomy places the organism in Eukaryota, Metazoa, Arthropoda, Thecostraca, Pollicipedomorpha, Pollicipedidae. The record is from RefSeq and is a predicted model, not a curated record. The transcript has 16 exons. Gene Ontology annotation, cellular component: mitochondrion; cytosol. Bases 116 to 2473 code for a protein of 785 amino acids. Gene Ontology annotation, molecular function: 4 iron, 4 sulfur cluster binding; aconitate hydratase activity. Gene Ontology annotation, biological process: tricarboxylic acid cycle.
GAAAGCUGCCUUUUGCGUGAGGCACCUUCCGCUGCGGGGAUCGGCGUUUUAACCCGUGCAUAUAUUGCGGCCGGCCCGAUUGUUAUUUUUACGAGAGCUUUCUCGUUCAUUAGACAUGGCAUAUUGUAGCAGAGCUGUUCUCAGCAAGGCCUGCCAUGCCGUGACGUGGCAGACCCAGGCGCGAUGCUUCCACCAGUCGCCUCUGAGCUACGCGGCUGGCAAGGCGGCCAUGUCGCGCUUCGAUGACGCCCAGCUGCCCUACGACAAGCUGCGCAAAAACUACGAGGUCGUCAAGAAACGCUUGGACCGGCCGAUGACGGCGUCGGAGAAGGUGCUGUACAGCCACCUGGAGAGUCCGGCGUCGCAGGAGCUGGAGCGCGGCUCCUCCUACCUGCAGCUGCGGCCCGACCGCGUGGCGCUGCAGGACGCCACGGCCCAGAUGGCGCUGCUGCAGUUCAUCAGCUCCGGCCUGCCGCGCGUCGCCGUCCCCUCCACCAUCCACUGCGACCACCUGAUCGAGGCGCAGGUCGGCGGCGUGGAGGACCUGGCGCGCGCCAAGGACCUCAACAAGGAGGUGUACCACUUCCUGGCGUCGGCCGGCGCCAAGUACGGCCUCGGCUUCUGGCGGCCGGGAUCUGGCAUCAUCCACCAGAUCAUCCUGGAGAACUACGCCUUCCCCGGCCUGCUGAUGGUGGGCACCGACUCGCACACGCCCAACGGCGGCGGCCUCGGCGGCCUCUGCAUCGGCGUGGGCGGCGCCGACGCCGUCGACGUUAUGGCCGACAUCCCGUGGGAGCUCAAGUGUCCCAAGGUGAUUGGCGUGCACUUGACGGGCGCGCUGUCUGGCUGGACGUCGCCAAAGGACAUCAUCCUGAAGGUGGCCGGGAUCCUGACAGUGAAGGGCGGUACCGGAGCCAUCGUCGAGUACUUCGGACCGGGCCUGGACUCAAUCUCCUGCACCGGCAUGGCGACCAUCUGCAACAUGGGAGCUGAGAUCGGCGCCACCACCUCGCUGUUCCCCUACAACCAGCGCAUGCACGACUACCUGGCCGCUACCGGCCGCAAGGACAUCGCCAACAGCGCCGACGACAACGCCGCCCUGCUGACGCCCGACGCCGGGGCGCCGUAUGACCAGCUGAUCGAGAUCAACCUGUCGGAGCUGAAGCCGCACGUGAACGGACCGUUCACCCCCGACCUGGCCACGCCCAUCGACCAGCUGGCCAGCACGGCCAAGGCCAACGGCUGGCCGCUCGAGGUCAAAGUCGGCCUGAUCGGCUCGUGCACCAACUCGUCCUACGAGGACAUGGGCCGGUGCGCGUCGCUGGCGCGCCAGGCGCUGGACCACGGCAUCAAGGCCAAGUCGACGUUCAACGUCACGCCCGGCUCGGAGCAGAUCCGCGCCACCAUCGAGCGGGACGGCAUCGCGGAGACGCUGCGGGAGUUCGGCGGCACGGUGCUGGCCAACGCGUGCGGCCCCUGCAUCGGCCAGUGGGAUCGCAAGGACGUCCAGAAGGGCGAGAAGAAUACCAUCGUGACGUCGUACAACAGGAACUUCACCGGCCGUAACGACGCCAACGCGGCCACCCACGCGUUCGUCACGUCGCCGGAGCUGACGACGGCGCUCUCGCUGGCCGGCACGCUGGAGUUCGACCCGACCCGGGACACGCUGACGGGCGCCGACGGCACCCAGUUCCGGCUGGAGGUGCCGCGCGGCGACGAGCUGCCCUCGCGCGGCUUCGACGCCGGCGAGGACACGUACCAGCACCCGCCGGCCGACGGCAGCGGCUCGGAGGUAGCCGUAGACGCCAAGUCCCAGCGCCUGCAGCUGCUGGAGCCGUUCGCUCCCUGGGAUGGCAAGGACAUGGACGAUAUGACGAUCCUGAUCAAGGUGAAGGGAAAGUGCACCACCGACCACAUCUCGGCUGCCGGCCCGUGGCUCAAAUUCCGCGGCCACCUGGACAACAUCUCCAACAACAUGUUCCUCACGGCGGUUAACGCCGACACGGGCGAGAUGAACGCCGUCAAGAACCAGGUCACGGGCGAGGUGGGCGCCGUGCCGGCCACCGCCCGCGACUACAAGGCGCGCGGGGUCAGCUGGUGCGUGGUCGGCGACGAGAACUACGGCGAAGGUUCGUCGCGGGAGCACGCAGCGCUGGAGCCGCGCCACCUGGGCGGCCGCGCCAUUAUUGUCAAGUCGUUCGCGCGCAUCCACGAGACGAACCUGAAGAAGCAGGGCAUGCUGCCGCUGACCUUCGCCAACGCCGCCGACUAUGACAAGGUACAGACGACGGACAAGCUGUCCCUGAAGGGCCUCAGCAGCCUGGCGCCCGGCAAGCCGGUGGAAUGCGUGCUGAAGCACGCCGACGGCAGCACCGACACCAUCCAGCUGCUGCACUCGAUGAACGCCCAGCAGAUCGAGUGGUUCAGCGCCGGCUCGGCGCUCAACAGGAUGCGGCAGAAGCGGCAGCAGUGAGCGGCCGGCGCUGGACGCUCCGUAGUGGGAUGAGAGCCGCGCGGUGGGUGCGGACGCGCCGCUCCGGACCCGCGCUCGGGGGCCGACCGCCUGCCGCGGCCCGGGCCGGGGUGUUGAUUAGUGACUGCAGUGUUACGCCGGCGCCGUGCAGGGGUGAUUCGGGUGUUGCAGGGUGUGGUGGGGGCGAGCCCGACCCAGCUGCGCCCCGCCGCGGCCAGGCUGGGCGGAGCCAGUUCUCACGGCGGCGUUCGCGGCUGUGGUCCGGCGGCUGGCGGGCGGCGCGCGUGCCGGGCAGGCGUGCGUGGGCUUUGGUGUGGAAGUGGUGGAGGUGGGGGAUCUGGUGGUGCUAGACGAUAGACGCCGCUCGUAGUCGAAUGGUCCGCCAACAACUGAACAGAGUCCUUGAGGCGGCGAGUUGGAUGCCCGACGGUGCUGCCACCGCUGUAAGUGCAGUCUGUGCGGCCGGUUAGUAGGUGGCGCCGCCGUCGCGUGAUGGUGGCCGGCGUCUGGGCUCAAGCCAUCAGUAUUGAAUCUGGACGCGUGUUGGGAGCGUCGAGUGUGGGACGUUGUUUGACUGGUUUUGUCAGUCGGAUAGAGGCUCGUGCAAUUCACGGCACUGUAUAAACGUGCACUGUACAGCGACCCAGCAUGGUUGGCUGCGUGUUUGUGUGAAUGUCCCCAAUACAUGUUUUUGAGAAGUGCCAGAUGUGCCUAGGGCUCAUACGGCACUUCUCCUUUA